Patella vulgata (common limpet) is the source of this 3355-nucleotide messenger RNA. Its product is annotated as uridine diphosphate glucose pyrophosphatase NUDT22. Bases 169 to 1122 code for a protein of 317 amino acids. The transcript has 3 exons. NCBI's taxonomy places the organism in Eukaryota, Metazoa, Mollusca, Gastropoda, Patellidae. The record is from RefSeq and is a predicted model, not a curated record. Gene Ontology annotation, molecular function: GDP-mannose hydrolase activity.
CUAAUUUCAAAAUGUUGUUUAAAUGUUUUUUAUUUUGUCACUAUUAUUAUUUUAACGGAACAAGAUACUCAAUUUGUCUUGCACUUCGAAAUUUGAGUGUGACUUGACUUGUUUUCCAUAAAAUGUAAUAUGGCCUGAACACGUAGUAACUAGUAUGUUGUAGAAUAAAUGCUCAAAAGAUCUUCAGUUUUGUACCCUGUGUGUUAUCUACCUUUCAUAGUAAUGGAUCCCGACGUAAGCAUUAUUUAUUGUGUCCGCCAUUCACAGUUUCGUUCAAGGGAUCGGAUAGCAGUGUGUCUUGAUAAAGAAUAUAACAGAAAGUCUUUGCCACAAAAAUUAGAUGAAGCCAUGGAGGAUGUAUGGAAGCAAAGAGUGGACACAAAUCCUAAAUUGUACAAUGGUACCAAAUUUAGACUGGAUUCGGUGAAGGAAGAAGAUGGAGGGGUCGUUAAGAUUAAUUUAGGUGUUACCUGCUACAAAGAAUAUUUAGGAACAAAUUGGUCCCAGGAACCAAAACUCUUGCAAGAAUACGGGUGGGAAAAAUAUAAAAACGCCCAGGCUUGUCUUUCAGACCCUCUUGGAGUGGGGUCACUUGUGGUUACUUCUGAUAACCAGGUAAUAUUUUUACACCGAAGUAAAUAUUGUGGAGAAGCACCAGAUUUAUGGGAUAUACCCGGAGGUCAUGCGGAACCCGAGGAAUUGGUUGGAAAGAAACAAUUUGAAGAAAUUGAAUUAACUUCAAUGAAACCUGAAGCUGUUGUUGAUGAAAUCUUUUCUUCCAUCAUACGAGAAAUCCGGGAUGAGGUGAACAUUCCAGAAUCCAGUCUUUCGAAGCCUAAAAUGAUUGGUAUAGCCCGUAAUACAACUAGCGCUCGUAGACCAAGUAUAGAAUUCUAUGUUCAAUGCAGCAAAUCCUCAUCAGAAAUCUUUUCCCUUUAUAAACAAGGUAAUCAAGCAGAAGCCGAUGAAUCGACAAAUAUCAGAUUUGUACCCUUGAACAGAGUUGUAAAAUUGGAAGAAAAUGAAGUUGAAUUUUGGAAUGAAUUGGCCCCAUCUGCUAAAGGUUGUCUGAUUUUAUACAGGAUUGCCACUGGCUUGUAUGAUGAACAAAACAUAAGAUGAGUAGCCAUCGUAAAGUGUCAUGGAGAGAUAUUUUAGAUACAAAUGCUUAGAGAAGAAGAACAAAGAUUACAUAGGGAUCAACAUUUCUGCAUUACAAGCUGAAAUCAUGCUCUAUUGUAUCUAUUUUUCUCACUUAUUUUAACGUGAUAUAUGAUAUAUGUACAUGGGUUUGAUUACUACACUGCUUUGAUUUGGGUCAAAAACAUAUUGUCGAUUUGAUUGAAUUCCUCACAUCGUAAAAAUGUCACAUCUAUCGAUUAAGCCAAUGUUGAGAUAUAUAACCGAUUCUGUGUUCCACUAAUGUUAAACAUAUUUUAUAGUUCCCCGCCUUUCGAAGAAAGCAGGGGACUAUUAUAAUGGGUUCAUCCGUCUGUCUGUCUGUCACAUUUUUGGGGACGAAAUAACCCUCCUUCUAAUUGAGCUAGAGUGUUUAAACUUGGUGUAGGUGUUUAUUAGGUCAGUGCCUUGAUGAGUUCGAAGAUGAGCAUUUUCUGCUUAGGGUAAGCAGAGAUAAACAAUUUGAUUGGUUGAUGCUUUGAGACGUGAUAACUUUAGUUCUAAUUAAGUGAGGGUGAUAAACUUGGUGUAUAGUUUCCUUACACCAAUACCUUGACUAAGUUCCAUAAUGAGCAUUUUCUGCUCAGGGUAAGCAGAGCGAUAAGCAAUUUGAUUGGUUGAAACUUUGGAACACAAUAACUCUCUUUCUAAUUGAGCUAGAAUGUUCAAACUUGGUGUAGGCGUUUAUUAGAUCAAUGCCUUGAUUGAGUUCGAAGAUGAGCAUUUUCAACUUAGGGUAAGCAGAGAUAAGCAAUUUGAUUGGUUGAUGCUUUCGGACAUGAUAACUUUAGUUCUAUUUAAGUAAGAGUGGUGAAAUUUGGUGUGUAGUUUUAUUAUAUCAGUACCUUGACUAAGUUAGAUAAUGAGCCUUUUUUGCUCAUGGUAAACAGAGAGAUAAGCAAUUUGAUUGGUCUAAACUUAAGAACACAAUAACUCUCAUUCUAAUUGAGCUAGAAUGUUCACACUUGGCGUAGGUGUUUAUUAGGGGAAUGCUUAGGGAAGAUGAGAAGCAGAGAUAAGCAAUUUGAUUGGUUGAUGCUUUGGGACACGAUAACUUUAGUUCUGAUAAAGUGAGAGUUCGGACACAUGGUGUAUAGUUUUAUCACAUCAAUACCAUGACUAAGUUCGAUAAUGAGCAUUUUCUGCUCUGGGUAACAUCUCUGCUUUUUUAAUUGAGGUAGAGUGUUUAAACUUGAUGGAGAUGUUCAUUAGGUGGAUAUCUUGACUGAGUUCAGUGAUUAACAUUUCGACCUAAAGCUAAGCAGAGCUAAGCAGAGCUAAGCAAUUUCAUUGGUCGAUGCUUUGGGACAAGAUAACUUUGAUUCUAUCUGAUAGAGAGUGGUAAAGUAUAGUUGAUAAUCAGUUUGAUUGCUUGAUACUUUUGAAAAAAUAAAUGUGUGAUUAAUUAAAAUGUGUCAUCUAUUUAUUUUGGGAUUUCGGCGGGGGACAACAGCCUCACUGUUGGCUUGUUUUUCAUUAAAUGACAAUAGGAUGAGACAUAAGGUUUGCAACUUAAAACGUCUUAAGAGCAAGUCUAAUAUUAAACUAAAAUUAGUUAUGAACGCCAUCUUAUAUGCUUUAUUUUGACGUGAGGUUUGACGUGAGGCUGGUCCGAUCUUUAGAUUCGUUCAUUACUUCUGAGAACUAUUUUUGUCAGAUAAUGGCUAGUUACAAUCAGCCGUUUUCUUACCAGUGAAACAAUAACUUAUUACAUUAUGCUAAAUUUUGAGAAUGGAAAAAGCGUAGCAGUGGUAGACAUCUAUCAGACAACAGAUUAGAAUUUGUCCACAGAUUAUUUUUCGCCAACAACCCGAUUUAGCAUUGGGCAAGAAUAUCAGCGCACAGCAUAAGAUUCCUUAAUCCGCAAAAUUGCAUCGGCCGUGUUAUCCCCAUAAUAGUGUGCAGGGUUGCCUUAUGCAAAUAUAUACGCAUGAUCAAAGCAUAUAUUUCAUGAUAAUCUAUCAAACAGAAAACAUGCAGCCUACUAUACAUUGCUUAUGAUUAAAAAUAACUGACAAGUAUGGUUAACAACUUGUCUCUAUACAUGUAUUUUUGGAAAAGGUGUAGAAACAUUGUUUAUUUUAUAAAUUAGUUUAUCUAUUUUUCAUAGAGAGAAUAUAUUUUUUCUAUUAACUUCAAUUUUAUGAAGUUGGGUAUAAAUUAUUUAUAAAAAUAG